Camelina sativa (false flax) is the source of this 2208-nucleotide messenger RNA. The record is from RefSeq and is a predicted model, not a curated record. NCBI's taxonomy places the organism in Eukaryota, Viridiplantae, Streptophyta, Magnoliopsida, Brassicales, Brassicaceae.
AUGUUCACAGCAUGGAUGGAAAUGUGUGACCAGUGUGAAGAAGCAAGGCAGUAUACUUACGUGGAAUUUCCAAUUCACUUCGUCUGGGACAAUGAUCAUAAACUCUGGCAUAAGAGACAACGGGGUUACUCAAUAGGCAGAAUUGUCAAUAUCCACCCAACUUCUGGUGAGUUAUACUACCUUAGGAUAUUGCUGAACGUCGUUAGAGGGCCAAAAAACUUCGACGAGAUCAAAACAGUAGGUGGGGUAAUUCUACAAGAUUAUAAGGCAGCAUGUGAUGCUAGAGGUUUGCUAGACAACGAUAAAGAGUGGCAUCAUGCUAUGAAUGAAGCAAAUCAAUGGGCAUCACCUUUUCAAUUACGCCAACUGUUUGUUCUACUGCUUAUAUAUUGUGAAGUAGCAAACACUUUACGAUUGUGGGAACACACAUGGAGAUCAAUGUCAGAAGACAUACCUAACAAGCAACGGCGAGCUUUUGGAUUUCCCAGUAUGAAUUUCAAAGAGGAUGAGCUGCAACAUUAUACUUUGAUCGAGAUAGAACAGAUCCUCCACCAACAUGAACGCUCACUCAUGGACUUCAAUGAUAUGCCUAAACCUGAUUUGAAAGUUCUAAAAGAAUUAGGAAACAGCUUAUGGCAACAAGAACAGCAGUACAAUGUAAAAGAAGAGGAAGCAGAACAUCAUCGUCUGUUCAACCAACUAAAUAAAGAACAAGAAAAAGUAUACAAGGCUGUUUUGGAAUCCAUCUACAACAAUAUGGGAAAACUAUUCUUCCUCUAUGGCCCUGGAGGAACUGGGAAGACAUUUGUCUACAAGACAAUCAUCUCCAAAUUAAGAUCCGAAAAACGGAUAGUCCUACCUGUUGCUUCAUCUGGCAUAGCAGCAUUGCUUCUCCCUGGGGGAAGGACAGCCCAUUCAAGGUUCAAGAUACCUCUUAUAGUUACUGAAGAUUCCAUCUGCGAUAUAAAGAAAGGUACAAUGCUUGCAGAGCUAUUAAUCAAAACUGACUUGAUCAUAUGGGACGAAGCACCAAUGUCUCAUCGCCACACAUUCGAGGCUCUGGACAGAACAUUGAGAGACUUGCUCUCCACAGAAGACUGUUUAGCGUGCGAAAAACCUUUUGGAGGAAAAACAGUGCUACUCGGCGGAGAUUUUAGGCAGAUUCUCCCGGUGAUACGACAUGGAACAAGAGCAGAUACGGUACUUGCAUCUAUAAGCCACUCAUAUGUAUGGAAUUCCUGUAAAGUAUUUAUGCUCGAAACAAACAUGAGACUACACCAUUCAGAAACAAGGUUCGAUGCUUGGCUUCUAACUAUUGGAAAUGGAACCGCACCAACAUUUGAAACAGAUGAUGGCAUUGAUGAAGAUGAUGGUGAAGUCGUACAAGUUCAUCAUUCGUUUUUUCUGAAACCAAAAGGACAUGAACUCCAACAAAUCAUUGAAGCAGCAUAUCCGCAACAACAAAGCUCCCACACCACCUUGCAAUAUUUGACAGAAAGAGCAAUCCUAACUCCAAGGAAUGAGUAUGUCGAUGAGAUAAAUGCCUACAUGUUAGCUCAAGUGUCGGGGGAAGUGAAAGAAUAUUUAAGCUCAGAUAGCAUAGGUAAAGCGGAUACAGUCGGAGAAGAUUAUGAAGCUCAAUACCCUGUAGAGUAUUUAAACUCUUUAGAGUUUCCUGGAUUGCCCAAGCACAAGAUAAACCUCAAAAAAAGAGUCCCUAUAAUGCUUCUACGGAAUAUAAAUCAAAAGGAAGGAAUGUGCAACGGUACAAGAAUGAUAGUCACUAAUUUAGGAGAAAGAGUUCUAGAAGCUGAAAUAGUUACAGGGACUCAUGUUGGCAAGAAGGUAUUAAUACCAAGAAUUAUCUUAUCACCCCCGGAAUCAGAGCAUCCCUUCACUCUACGAAGACGACAAUUUCCAGUUAGAGUUUGCUAUGCCAUGACAAUUAAUAAAAGUCAAGGACAAAGCUUGAAGAAUGUUGUCCUCUAUCUGCCAACUCCAGUUUUUAGUCAUGGGCAACUCUACAUAGCUCUUUCAAGAGUUACAUCACCUAAUGGCCUCACUAUUCUACAAGGAGAACACUUAAAAAAGGAUGGCGUAACAAAUAUUGUCUACAAGGAAAUCUACAAUGACUUACCUAAAGAAAAUGGAUCUAAUGCCAUUGAACUCCAGACAGUAGACCCACCUUCUAAACCCCCAAUUGUUUAG